AUGUCCGAAUUCGACGGUGGCUUCAGUCUGGACGCCAAUGGCGGCUUCAGCGUCGAGAGAAACUCCCAAAGACAAGCUGGCGCUCGCCAGAGCUUGACCCCUGUGACCAUCAAGCAACUCAACGACGCGGACCAGCCAAUACCUGAUGGCGAGUUCAGAAUACACAACGUCAACUUGAGCAUGAUUUCGUUCGUCGGAAUCGUCAGAAAGGUGGUGCCACUCGCCAACUUGAUUGUCAUCACCAUUGAGGACGGCACUGGCUCUGUGGAAGUGAGAAAGUGGAUUGAUGACCAGAAGAUGUCUGCUGCCGAAGAAGUCGAACGGUUCGAAGCAUACUUGAGCAAGUACGUCUACGUGGGCGGUGCAUUGAAGAUGUUCCAGGAGAAGAAAAGUGUGCAAAACGCCACUGUCACUUUGAUCGAAGACCACAACCAAGUGUUGUACCACAACUUGUCAGCCAUCGCCAACCACUUGAAGGCCCAAGGAAUAGUCCCAAGCAAGUCGGAAAAACUGCUCUUUGUUAGUGCCGACGACAAGGGCCCCAAGGCGGAGAUAGAGCGCGUGUUUGACAUCUACAAGAAGCACAGCCCAAGCAUGCCUGAAGGUGUGCCUAUAUCCUUUGUGGCGCAGGCAUUGGACAUCAGCCCUUCCGUGGUGAUGGAAUACUCUCGUGAGUUAUCGGAAACAGGCAGAGUUUACCUGGGAACCGAAGAUACUUGUUUUAUUGCGAUUGAUGUUUAA
This is a messenger RNA of Suhomyces tanzawaensis NRRL Y-17324, 741 nucleotides long. RefSeq names its product Rfa2p (gene RFA2). Gene Ontology annotation, biological process: nucleotide-excision repair; double-strand break repair via homologous recombination; DNA replication. Lineage: Eukaryota; Fungi; Ascomycota; Pichiomycetes; Serinales; Debaryomycetaceae. The record is from RefSeq and is a predicted model, not a curated record. Bases 1 to 741 code for a protein of 246 amino acids. The transcript has a single exon. Gene Ontology annotation, cellular component: DNA replication factor A complex; site of double-strand break; chromosome, telomeric region.